Molecule: messenger RNA, 1092 nt
Organism: Impatiens glandulifera
Lineage: Eukaryota; Viridiplantae; Streptophyta; Magnoliopsida; Ericales; Balsaminaceae
Product: reticulon-like protein B12
Exons: 4
Coding region: 224-853 (209 amino acids)
Source: RefSeq, a predicted model, not a curated record
AAAUGAGUGUGUUUUUUUCUCUCAACCCUUUAACUUUAAGGCUGUAAAUUGAGAACCAGUAAACCCCACCAGACCCUUUGCAUUUUCAUCUUCUUCCUUCAUCAUCUCUGCUGCUCCAGGGACAAUCCUCGUGUACAUACUCAUAAUCAUCACUGCGGGAAUCUGCUCAUUGAAAGCCAUUGAAUUCUUGACAAAAUUUCUCACUUUUUGACUUCUUGGAGAAAUGGGUUCAUCUGAUCGAUUGUUUAAUAGGCAACGAACGAUUCAUCAGAUCCUCGGCGGAGGAAUUGUUGCAGAUGUGAUUCUUUGGAGAAGAAAGGAUUUAACAAUGGGGAUUAUGAUUGUAACAGUAGCUUCUUGGUUGAUGUUUGAGAAAUCUGGCUAUACUUUAUUAUCAUUUGUUUCUAGUGUUCUUUUGCUCUUAUCUUCCAUUCUUUUCUUUUGGGCCAAAUCUGCUGCAAUUCUAAACAGGCCUGCUCCACCAUUACCCGAUUUACAUUUAUCCAAAGAAACAAUGAAUGAGAUAGCUUCUCUUGUCCUUGAUAAUAUUAAUGCAUUGUUAUCAAUAUCACAUGACAUCGCUCUAGGAAAGGACACGGAAAUGUUCUUGAGAGUAUCGGGGUGGCUGGGGCUAAUUUACAUUAUAGGUGGGCUAACGGAUUUCAUAACAUUGGCCUAUUCGAGUCUUGUGGUUCUUCUUACUCUCCCAGCUCUCUAUGAAAAGUUUGCGGAUUGUAUAGAUGGAUUUAUAUUGACGGUUUACAGAAGAUCGAGGCAAUUCUAUGUUUGGUUCAAUGUGGAAUAUAUCGCGAGGGUAAGGACAAUGAUCUUGGAAAAGCAGAAACUUAGCUGACUUUGUUUUUUAACACAAAUUUUGUGAGGUUUGUUGUAAAGUCUUUCUUGGCUGCUGGAGUUUGGUUGGUUGUUUUGUAAAAGGUCUUUCUUUUAUUUUUCUUGCUUGAAGAGGAAAAUUGUAUUUUGAAUUUUAACUCUAUAUAUGUAAGUGUUUAUAAAUUAUUCUUAUUCUAUGUUUUUUAUAAAAACAAUAUAUUGGAUUUAGGAGUUAUAAAGAGAAAUAAAGGAAUAGAUGAU